AUGGCUGUGAUUGGCUAUGUCAUUUGGUUGGCGCUGGCACCUCUCUUGUGGCGACUUUUCGAUUUCGUGCAGCCGCAUAUACGAGAGUGGUUGGAGUUCGUUCUGGAAAAAGUUUGGCUGUUAGUACGGGAGCAAGACGAGGAGGAGGGCCAUGAAUUACCUCAAGAGGAAGCUCUUCAGAAUCCGAUGGAGCUGGCUGUCGUCCAAUGGCAGGAAGUUGCCAAUGCCGGUUGGGGUCACAGGCUAGUUGUCAACGAGGUAGAAGAUGGUGUGACCCAUGCACUGGCAAGGGAGAGGCACAUCGUGGUAGAUGGUGAUGAGGUUGAUAGGAAUGCACGUGCCCAUCAUGAUGACGUGGGACAAGCUGCCGAGGACAACGAAGAAGGACGUGUUCUGCUUGUUUAUGAAUCAAAUCAUGUCGAAAAUCAUGCUCCCUUGGCUCAAGACGUGAAGAGCAACGUGCAAACAUCUGUGCAUGCACUGUCCAACCCCGGAAAAGAAGUCACUGUUGACGGUGAAGAGCUGGAGGUUGAUCGAAACUCUUCAAGCCCCCACAAUCAGGCGAUGAACGUCGAGGAAGCCAUUGUAAACCAUGAAACUCAUCCAGUCGACAAUGGUGAUCAACUGGCUCUCCUUGCUGGUGCAAAAAAUGAUGACGAAAGCUUGGUGCGGCGCGAUAGCCAUCCUGCUACUUGCCUAGGAGAAAUUGGAGACACCUCAGGUCCUGCGAGAGAACAUUUGAGUUCUAACCUAGUGCAAGACACCACUCUUGACAAGCUUCCUAUUGACGAUCAAACUGAAGUCGGCGGGGCUUCGUCUGUAGCCUCAUUGGCAGGCAAACGUGAUGAUGACCAUAUAGAAGGCAUCUGCGAAGAAAGUUUAGAAUUCGUGGGAAAUGAGGCCUUCAUCCUUGCUAGCGACAGCCAAGAAGAUUCAUUGGACAGCUCAAACUUGUUUAGUGGAGGAAGUGACGCUAAUGAUUUCAACAAAACACGUUUGUCUGCGUGGACCGAGCAACGAGUGAAUGAAAACAUAUCACAAGAUGUUUCUCCCGAUGUCCCUUCAAGUUGCACCUUCCCUCUCUCACCCAGAUUGACCAACUCCCAUGCGAUACCUUCCACGCCUAAAAUCGACCUCGCUGCGCGACGGCAGGAAUAUAAGGCCCAUCACGGGCAUUUUUCGCCUAAUCCCAACAGUCGAAAGGGGAAAGGUCGAGCGGCAGGAAUUGCUUCUCAAGAGACAGAGAUAGGACAUUACGACGAGACACAAGACAUUACGGCUCGCGAUGAGAACAACAAUUUUAUUGGGCGAGAUGUUGAGGCGGUCGCAUGCGACAACGACGAAUUCGAAGACGGAAAUCGUGCUUUCAUUGUUGCCAGCGAUAGUCAAGAAGAUGUGGUGGACAACUCCACCCGGUUUAUUCCCAAGACACCACGUAAAGCUGUCGGUGCUAUAUCACAAGAUGUAAUCAUCUCCAAACCUGGGCAAGAGAUGGCCAUAACGACUUCUUUCCCAUACUCUCCCGUCUCUUUCCAUGUCUCCGUUUCUCCUCCACCCUCAACCCCUGGGAGCAAGCUUGCUGCACAACGGCGAGAAUAUAAAGCGCGCCACGGGCAUGUUUCUCCGGAUGCUGCCAGCAGAAAAGGGAAGGGGCGAGCAGUGACGGCGGAAGAGCUGUUCGAAUCCAGCCAUACAGAUCAAGCAUCAGAAGUUACAAACACUAUUGAAAACGAUCCAGUGGCAGCUCAUCUUCCUGCAAUCUUCACGGACUCCGUCCCAAUCCACCCACAAAAUCUCUUCUGCCACACCGCCCACUCUGUCGCCCCUGGAAGACUUAGUUUUGCUGACAUUCGUCAAAUGGCGGCAGCGUCAAAUCAUGAACGGGGUGCUUCUCAACAAGUCCCAAGCGAUACAGUGACGGACAGCAGCAUAAAAGCAGAUAGGAGAGGCCGCUCCCAAACAGCUGAGGUGAUUAUGGAUGCUCGCAUUCUUGUGGAUUUGAACGGCCCUUGCCAUCAACGAGCAAUCUCAGACGGCACGCGUUGCACGUUAUUUCCUUCGCGCAUCCCGCGUCCGUCACGCGGACCGAUUUCUUUCCCAAGACGAGAACGUAGCCGAGCGGACAGUGGACCAGCGUCUGCUGCUGUCAACCUUGUUGAAACUCGUCCAUUCAUGCCGGAGUUGGCGGGCGACGAGAACGAGCAACCUGAUCCAGUCAACUCGCAGGACAUCGCACCAAGCGAAGGCCCUAAUUUGAUGCAUUCCAACCUGUCUGCAUUUCGCAGCCAAAUGCGUCUCAGCGAGCUCGGGCCGAUCGCACACAUCUCGUCUUCUCAGAUCUGGGCAACCGAAACCCCUACGACUCCUCCCGGAAGCCCACUCAAAUCCGUCGACAUGCCUUGCAAAGAUUCGAGCACCAAUGCCAGUGAACAAGUCAACCCUCUUGCCCAGCCAAUAUUGGCUGUUGUUGCAGCAGAGUCGACAGAAAUGACUCGUUCGGAACGAAUCCGUCAUCUCCCCACUCACCUUCGUCAACAAUUGGGACGGGAUAUCGAAUCCGGCGACUUGACAUUUCUGGAAGAAUGUGGGCCCGCGGUGCCAGUUGCGUUGGUGCACUCAACCGCUCUGGUGCCUGUUGCGCAGAUCGAAGCAGUGAAGACAGGCUGUACCGCGCUCAAUACCACCCCUUCCUCUGGUUCUUUAUGGUCGACAACUAGUCGUUCAUACAUGUCGUUGAGUGAGCUCGGCGUUGGUCCUUCUUCAACGUUGACGGAGGCUUUGGGCAAGCUCCCCAAUGCGGAUAAACUGUUGGGGGAUUUUUCUCCAACAAAAAGUCGGCCAGUCAGGAUCGCUCCAGUAGGUUUUUCGGGGGAAGAGGAAGGGUCGGGUUUGACGCGGUCUGAACGCGUGGAUCGUUUGCCUGCGCAUUAUCAAGGUCAACAUGGUAACAAUGUCCAGUCAGGAGACAUCGUCUUCCUCGAGGAUAUGCACGAUGGUGCUGGCCCUCGAGCGCUGGCUCAUUCCACUGGGGUAUCAUGUGCCAAGGUUGGGGGAGAACGGGCGGAGGAUGUCAUGGACUCGGAUAUGGUUGAAGUCGUUGUUAAACAGGCAGCAGAUAAUAGGCAGGCAACCUUCAUAUGA
Messenger RNA from Mycena indigotica, 3141 nucleotides. RefSeq lists its product as uncharacterized. Bases 1 to 3141 code for a protein of 1046 amino acids. NCBI's taxonomy places the organism in Eukaryota, Fungi, Basidiomycota, Agaricomycetes, Agaricales, Mycenaceae. The transcript has 16 exons. The record is from RefSeq and is a predicted model, not a curated record.